Zalophus californianus (California sea lion) is the source of this 3286-nucleotide messenger RNA. RefSeq names its product transglutaminase 1 (gene TGM1). The transcript is spliced from 14 exons. The coding region runs from base 633 to 3092 and encodes 819 amino acids. Gene Ontology annotation, molecular function: protein-glutamine gamma-glutamyltransferase activity. Lineage: Eukaryota; Metazoa; Chordata; Mammalia; Carnivora; Otariidae. Gene Ontology annotation, biological process: peptide cross-linking. The record is from RefSeq and is a predicted model, not a curated record.
CUGUCAGCCCAGGGCCGGCUGCCCCGACACAGAGGCUCCGUGCCCCUGGACUGCGGGCUCCCGCACCUGCAGCGCCCUGCCACUCUCAUAGCUCCGUGUGGGUGACUGACCCAACGUGGGGAAUGCCAAGAACCUCAAGUCCUGCAUAUCACCCGCCUGUCUUCUGCAAGGAGCCUCUGCUGAGGGAAGGGGUGGGGGAUCUCUGCUAACAAUGGGUCCUAGAGGCAGGCAGCUCAUGGACUUCUAAACUGAGUAACUGGCAGGAGCAGGUCCCAAGGAUGGUCUGUGUGCCGGGUCCUGAGGCUGUGACAAGUGCCCACUCUUUUCUGGGAUGGGUUCUUGAGGGCAGGUUUCUCAGUGGGGCAUCUGGUUUGGUGGAUGUCACUGCGGGUAAAGGGAGAUUUCUCUGCAACGUGGGUAGUUUCUCUAGGUGAAUCUUGAGAGGAGUCUUUGGGGAGGGUCCCUGGUUGGGUCUGGGGGAGUCUCUGGGGCAAGAUCAGGUCAUCUCAGUCAGCUGGAUGGGACUGUGUCAGCUCUCCAGAUGGAGGGCUUCUGUGUGUGCUGGCGGGGAUGGUCUAAGUACAGGAGGUCUGAGUGGGUGAUCGGAGCCUCCCUGCCUUUUCUGCACAGGCAUGACGGACGGUCCUCGGUCGGAUGUGGGCCGCUGGGGCGGGAACCCCUGGCAGCCCCCCCCCACACCUUCUCCAGAGCCAGAGCCAGAGCCAGACAGAGGGUCUCGUCGAGGAGGCCGUUCCUUCUGGGCUCGCUGCUGUGCCUGCUGCUCCUGCCGAAACGGGACAGAUGAUGACUGGGGCCCGGAGCCCCAUGGAGACCGAGGCUCCAGGGGUCGAGGGUCCAGCUCUGGGAGUCGAAGACCGGACUCCCGGGGCUCAGAUUCCCGCCAGCCUGGCUCCCGGACCGGCGGUGUGAACGCAGCUGGAGAUGGUACCAUCCGAGAGGGCAUGCUGGUGGUGACCGGUGUGGAUCUGCUGAGUGCACGGUCAGACCAGAAUCGCCGAGAGCACCACACAGAUGAGUUUGAAUACGACGAGCUGAUUAUACGCCGUGGACAGCCUUUCCACAUGGUCCUCCACUUCUCUCGGCCCUAUGAGUCCUCCGAUCGUGUCGCCCUGGAGCUGCUUAUUGGAAACAACCCUGAGGUGGGGAAGGGCACCCACGUGAUCAUCCCAGUGAGCAAGGGGGGCAGUGGAGGCUGGAAAGCCCAGGUGACUAAGGCCAGCGGGCAGAAUCUGAACCUCCGGGUGCACACCUCCCCCAGCGCCAUCAUCGGCAAAUUCCAAUUCACCGUCCGCACACGUUGCGAGGCUGGCGAGUUCCAGUUGCCCUUUGACCCCCACAACGAGAUCUACAUCCUCUUCAAUCCCUGGUGCCCAGAGGACAUCGUGUAUGUGGACCAUGAGGAUUGGCGACAGGAGUAUGUGCUUAAUGAGUCCGGGAGAAUUUACUAUGGGACAGAAGCCCAGAUUGGCGAGCGGACCUGGAACUAUGGGCAGUUUGAUCAUGGGGUGCUGGAUGCCUGCCUGUACAUCCUGGACCGGCGGGGCAUGCCAUAUGGAGGCCGUGGGGACCCCGUCAGUGUCUCCCGGGUCAUCUCUGCCAUGGUGAACUCCUUGGAUGACAAUGGGGUCCUGAUUGGAAACUGGUCUGGUGAUUACUCUCGAGGCACCAACCCUUCAGCGUGGGUGGGCAGCGUGGAGAUCCUACUCAGCUACCUACGCACUGGCUAUUCUGUUCCCUAUGGCCAGUGCUGGGUCUUCGCCGGCGUGACCACCACAGUGCUGCGUUGCCUGGGCCUGGCUACCCGCACGGUCACCAACUUCAACUCAGCACACGACACAGACACAUCCCUCACCAUGGACAUCUACUUUGAUGAGAACAUGAAGCCCCUGGAGCACCUGAACCAUGAUUCUGUUUGGAACUUCCACGUGUGGAACGACUGCUGGAUGAAGAGGCCAGAUCUGCCCUCGGGCUUCAGUGGGUGGCAGGUGGUGGACGCCACACCCCAGGAGACCAGCAGCGGCAUCUUCUGCUGUGGCCCCUGCUCUGUGGAGUCCAUCAAAAAUGGCCUGGUCUACAUGAAGUAUGACACACCCUUCAUUUUUGCCGAGGUCAACAGUGACAAAGUUUACUGGCAGCGACAGGAUGAUGGCAGCUUUAAGAUCGUGUAUGUGGAAGAGAAGGCCAUUGGCACGCUCAUCAUCACAAAGGCCAUUGGAUCCAACAUGCGGGAUGAUGUCACCCACAUCUAUAAACACCCAGAAGGCUCAGAAGCAGAGCGGAAGGCAGUGGAGACAGCAGCCGCACAUGGUAGCAAACCUAACGUGUACUCCAGCCGCGACUCGGCGGAAGAUGUGGCCAUGCAGGUGGAAGCCCAGGACGCAGUGAUGGGGCAGGACCUUGCGGUCUGUGUGGUGCUGAGCAAUCGCGGCAGCAGCCCCCGCACCGUGAAGCUUCACCUCUACCUCUCGGUCACCUUCUACACCGGGGUCACGGGGCCUGUCUUCAAGGAGAGCAAGAAGGAAGUGGUGCUGGCUCCAGGGGCCACGGACCGCGUGUCCAUGCCUGUGGCCUACAAGGAAUACCGGCCCCACCUCGUAGACCAAGGGUCCAUGCUGCUCAACGUCUCAGGCCACGUCAAGGAGAGCGGGCAGGUGCUGGCCAAGCAGCAUACCUUCCGUCUGCGCACCCCAGACCUUUCUCUCACAUUAUUGGGGGCAGCCGUGGUUGGCCAGGAGUGCGAAGUACAGAUUGUCUUCAAGAACCCCCUGCCUGUCACCCUCACCAACGUCGUCUUCCGGCUUGAGGGCUCCGGGCUACAGAGACCCAAGAUCCUUAAUGUGGGGGACAUUGGCGGCAACGAGACAGUGACACUGCGCCAGAAGUUUGUGCCUGUGCGACCAGGCCCCCGCCAGCUCAUCGCCAGCUUGGACAGCCCACAGCUCUCCCAGGUGCAUGGUGUCAUCCAGGUGGACGUGGCUCCGGCCCCUGGGGGCGGGGGCUUCUUCUCAGACGCUGGAGGCGACAGUCACUCAGGGGAAACCAUCCCUAUGGCAUCUCGAGGUGGGGCUUAGCCCCUGGCCAGGAGUGAUGGGACUGGAGUCAGAUGAGCAAGGACAUUGCCUCAAGUCAGGAGCCUACUGCAGAGCUGCUCCCCAGAGGCUCAGGUGGGGAGGCCAGGGCAUCUGGGCAGGGAGCCAAGCUUCACUUGCACGGGCAGCACAAAUGCUAAUAAACUGUUUUUUAAUGAACUGUUUUUCAUGAAACC